Struthio camelus australis is the source of this 1805-nucleotide messenger RNA. It is a transcript of the gene LIN28B, whose product is annotated as lin-28 homolog B. The record is from RefSeq and is a predicted model, not a curated record. Gene Ontology annotation, cellular component: cytoplasm; nucleus. Gene Ontology annotation, biological process: pre-miRNA processing. NCBI's taxonomy places the organism in Eukaryota, Metazoa, Chordata, Aves, Struthioniformes, Struthionidae. Gene Ontology annotation, molecular function: zinc ion binding; mRNA binding.
GAGAAGGGGAAAAAUCAAAAGAGGGAAAGCACAUUAGACCAUGCGAGCUAAAUUUGCGAUCGUUCAAAAUCAGGAUGUUAGAUUAAUGCAGAAGACCACUUCGAUCCAAAGGGAAAGUUUUCAUCUCACGAGUUUGGAGCAGAGGGCCCGUGGGGCAACAUGGCCGAAGCAGGGGCGAGUAAAGGUGGAGACGAGCCCGGGAAGCUGCCGGAGCAGGAAGAAGAGGAGGAAUCCCAGGUUUUGCACGGAACAGGCCAUUGCAAAUGGUUCAAUGUGAGGAUGGGAUUCGGGUUCAUCUCCAUGAGCAAUCGAGAGGGAAGCCCCUUGGAGUCUCCCGUUGAUGUCUUUGUACACCAAAGCAAGCUUUACAUGGAAGGAUUUAGAAGCCUAAAAGAAGGAGAACCAGUGGAAUUUACUUUUAAGAAAUCUUCCAAAGGCCUUGAAUCAAUACGGGUAACAGGCCCUGGUGGGAGCCCCUGUUUAGGAAGUGAAAGACGACCCAAAGGGAAGACAGUACAAAAAAGAAAACCAAAGGGAGAUAGAUGCUACAACUGUGGUGGCCUUGAUCAUCACGCUAAAGAAUGUAGUCUACCUCCACAGCCAAAGAAGUGCCAUUACUGUCAGAGCAUCAUGCACAUGGUGGCUAACUGCCCCCAUAAAACUGUUUCACAACAGCCCACUAGUUCUCAGGGAAGACAUGAAGCUGAACCACAGCCUUCCACUUCUGCUUUCCUGAGAGAAGGGGGAGCACCGUACGGCUAUUCAUCUCCAUCGUAUUCUCAGGAGGGAAGGUCAGAGAUCUCAGAGCGUUCAGGCAGGUCACCACAAGAAGCUUCUUCAAGUAAGUUAUCUGCAUCACCUGAAGAACCAAGCAGAAAGGGGCCUUCUGUUCAGAAAAGGAAAAAAACUUAAUAGCUUUUGUCAUAACUUUCCAUUUUCUUUAUCCUUUUGGGAUGUCUACCUCAUGCAAUACAGGGGAAAUAAUUUCAUUAUCAGUAGCUGACCUGGAAUUUUAACUACUGUUGAGGAACUGUGAAUUUUUUUUUUCUUUACUAGACAAAUCACUCCAAGCAAAAUACAUGUGAGCAGGGUGUGUUAUCUUCUGUAUGUGUGUGUAUGAGUGUGCACGCGCGUGUGUGUAUGUGUGCAUAUCUAUAAAUAUAUAUUUUUUCCAUCGAACACUCUCCAGCUCCCACAAUACAUUAUUAUGAAGCAAUAGAUACAAUAUCCAAAAAUGUUCCUGAACUCAUUCUUAGAAGCUAUUUUCAAACACACUCAAAAAAACAAACAAGAAAAUACAAGAAAUCUCUCACACAACUACACCAGACCUGAAAAACCACACACAGAACUGAGAUCAAGACUGUUACUUUUCUUGUGAACCAAAGGAUACUUUCAUAUUUUAAAGCUGCCAUAUGGUACUAACGAUACUAAGACAUCCCCAUAGCAUCAAUUUGAGUUAUUUUCUUUCUCAUAUCUAUGAAGUAUCAAUGCCUUCCCCCCGCCCCUUGUGCCUGUGAAGGGCAGUGUCAUGAGUAAAUAUGGCUCUCAUUGCCACCAUCCUUUGUUGAUGAGGAGUUUAAAGCUCCAGGAAAGACAAUGAAUGUGUAGUUUCUGUGCUGGUUUCUCAAAAUGUUUUGUUAAAUUAAUAUGGUUGUAAUUGUAAUUUAGAUGACUGUUGUAUAGGGGAGAAUGUAUAAGUAAGUUGUUACAGACCCUUUUGAGUGGUAUCAGGAUACCAUCCUGUUUAACUCUCUGUAUUCUGUGAAAAUUUAGAGGACCUUGGUGGCAGCAGCAGCAGCAGCAGC